Messenger RNA from Miscanthus lutarioriparius, 1770 nucleotides. Lineage: Eukaryota; Viridiplantae; Streptophyta; Magnoliopsida; Poales; Poaceae. The record is from the annotation of a GenBank genome assembly.
AUGGCGGCGGCGCUGGAGUGCUGGUCGGGGCGGCCGAGCACCGACGAGGAGAUGGUGGAGCAGGUUCUCAUGAAGCCCCACGGGCGUUCAGAUGACUCCCUCCCGACCUGCGCCGACACUGCCUACGCCGGCGAGCCGACGUCGGCGCCCGCGCCCGCGCCCCCCAAGAAGUGGCAGCGGCUGGGCCGCAACUUUGCCGGCGCCAUCGCCGCGUUCAAGAACACGCUGAGCCUGGAUGGCGGCGGCCUCCCCCGCGACCCCUCACCGCGAGCCGAGAAGCCGCCACCGCUCCUCCUCCGUGGCCUCGCGCAGCUCUACUCCCGCGGCGCCGCCAAUCAGCAGCUGCCGGAGAAGCUCGUCACUGACCUCCGCCGCCACUUCGAUGCUCUCCCCAACAGCUACGCACAGGCAGGAUUUGACAUGAAAGAUGUCCUCUUGCAUGCCCGCCUUGUAGAGCAGGCGACCGGUGAGGAUCAGCCUGCAGUGAACAUUGAGGAGGUUCAUGGCAGAGGAAGUGGUGAUGAAGGCACUGUUUUCCAGCUAACAUUUGCUUGCACAGCCCCGCUCUCAUGGCAGUCAAUGUCAGGGUCACUAGACAGCCCUUCGUUCUGUUGCAAGAAGAUCCAGAUCUUUGAGAAGAGAGGGUUGACACUUGGUGUUGUCAUGAUACUUGUGCAAACUGGGAAUGAGGCGCUCUUCAAGAACCGGGUUGAGUCUGCACUGAAAUCGGUAGUAAAGAAGCAAAGAAAGAACAGUGGUGGCGUGAAGCUACCAUUUGGGCUCUGCGGUUGUCAAGAAGAAGGAUCGAGAAACUUUGAUGAGGAGUCAAUGUUUGAUCCAGAUGAUGGUCAGGUACUUGACAAUGAGCUGACACGCAGACCACAGCUUCCCACUCCCCUACCACAGUCAUCAGUCUUCGUCUCAGUAGAUGAAUGGCAAACCAUUCGCUCUGGUGGUGAGGAGCUCGGUCGCUGGAUGCUGCGUUCUGAGGAGAUUGAGUUCAUUGAUUGGGUUGGUGCGAAUUCAUUCCAGGGUGUCUAUAGAGGAAAGAAGGUUUGGGUCAACAAAUUGAGGGGCUGUGACAUGGGAAGUGCUUACGACGUCGAGAUCCGUCAGGACUUGCUGCAGUUGAUGAGCUGUGGCCAGAGGAACAUCCUCCAAUUCCAUGGCAUUUGUUUCAAUGAAAAUCAUGGCCUAUGCAUAGUGACGAGGAUGAUGGAAGGGGGAUCAGUUCAUGAUAUUCUUAUGCAGAGAAACAAGAGGUUGUCCCUCCGAGACACGGUUAGGAUCGCUCUUGAUGUCGCUGACGCUCUGGCUUUCUUGAACAGCUAUGGCAUUGCAUACCGUGAUCUCAAUGCUCGGAAGAUCCUGCUGGAUAGGCAAGGGAAUGCUUGCCUUGGGGAUAUGGGCAUUGUUACACCUUGUAGUAAUGUUGGUGAGGUCACUGAGUAUGAGACAUCUGGGUACCGAUGGCUGGCUCCAGAGAUCAUUGCUGGAGAUCCUGAAACCGUCUCCGAGACCUGGAUGAGCAACGUCUACAGCUACGGAAUGGUGCUCUGGGAGAUGAUCACCGGAGAGGAGGCCUACUCCACCUACUCGCCAGUGCAAGCAGCUGUCGGAAUCGCCGCCUGCGGGCUGAGGCCGGAGAUCCCCAGAGAUUGUCCUCCUUUCCUGAGGUCGCUGAUGAACAGGUGCUGGGACAAUUCCCCUCUGAAGCGCCCUCAGUUCUCAGAGAUCAUAUCCAUCCUACAAAGGCAGAACUUUAGAUAG